GCGGAGGCUUCGGCUGCGGUCGCCGUCGGUGGGGUGGGCAUCUGCUCUGCGCCCCUCGGGCCGGGUCCUUUCAGCGCUCUGGUACAGCGCUAGCCUGUCUCGCUCCUCGGCGCCAUGACCACCACCACUACCUUCAAGGGCGUCGACCCCAACAGCAGGAACAGCUCCCGGGUUUUGCGGCCUCCAGGUGGCGGAUCCAAUUUCUCAUUAGGCUUUGAUGAACCAGCAGAACAGCCCGUGAGGAAGAACAAAAUGGCCUCUAGCAUCUUUGGGACACCUGAGGAAAAUCCCCCCUCGUGGGCCAAGUCGGCAGGUGCCAAGUCUAGUGGUGGUAGAGAAGAAUCUGAGUCGUCUGGACCUCAGAGAAGGAACUCUUCUGAAGCCAACUCUGGGGACUUCUUAGACCUGAAGGGAGAAGGUGACAUUCAUGAAAACGUGGACACAGACUUGCAGGCCAGCCUGGGGCAGAGUGAGGAGAAGCCUGUGCCCGCUGCCCCUGUGCCCAGCCCGGUGGCGCCGGCCCCAGUGCCAUCCCGAAGAAACCCCCCUGGUGGCAAGUCCAGCCUUGUCCUGGGUUAGCUCCGACUGUCCUGAACGCGUUUCAUUUGUUUGUUUGUUUUCUCCAUGCUUGUGAACUGCACAACUUGAGCCUGAACUGUACAUCUUUUGGAUUUGUUUCAUUAAAAAAGAAGCACUUUAUGUA
Molossus molossus (Pallas's mastiff bat) is the source of this 703-nucleotide messenger RNA. RefSeq names its product Jupiter microtubule associated homolog 1 (gene JPT1). Gene Ontology annotation, cellular component: nucleus. The record is from RefSeq and is a predicted model, not a curated record. The transcript has 5 exons. NCBI's taxonomy places the organism in Eukaryota, Metazoa, Chordata, Mammalia, Chiroptera, Molossidae. Bases 115 to 579 code for a protein of 154 amino acids.